Molecule: messenger RNA, 2061 nt
Organism: Musa acuminata AAA Group (dessert banana)
Lineage: Eukaryota; Viridiplantae; Streptophyta; Magnoliopsida; Zingiberales; Musaceae
Product: probable protein S-acyltransferase 4
Exons: 6
Coding region: 282-1607 (441 amino acids)
Biological process (GO): protein targeting to membrane; peptidyl-L-cysteine S-palmitoylation
Cellular component (GO): endoplasmic reticulum; Golgi apparatus
Molecular function (GO): protein-cysteine S-palmitoyltransferase activity
Source: RefSeq, a predicted model, not a curated record
GUUGCCGUCGGGCAGUCUGUCGUAGACGCAGAGACGACGCGUUUCCACAAAAGAGACAGCAGCUUCUCCUUUUUUAAUCCCUUCCCUUGCUUUGCCUUGUUUCUUGUGUCAAGGAACAGAGACGAGUGAUACGUGACGUUCUCUCGUCGUUGAAUUCGAGGGAGGGACGUCGUGUGGAUGGGGACAGACAAGAGGAGAAAUAGGCAUUCUUGUUCUUCCUAUUCUCCUAAGAAAGAAUGGAUUUUUGUGAAGGUUCUUAACCUAAGGAUCAGAUCUCUGCCAUGGCGACGCCGGCGCAGCAAGCGAACCCCAGGAGGCUGUACCAAGUUUGGAAGGGAAACAACAGGUUCUUCUGUGGCGGCAGAUUGAUAUUUGGUCCAGAUGUAGCCUCAUUACUUCUAUCAACACUUCUAAUAGUCGGUCCAGCCAUCACAUUCUGUUGCCAGAUCAUCAUAAAACUCCAUGAGGAUGAGAAGUCAGAUGAGAACCCUGAUCGUCCAAUGCUUUGGCUUUCGAUUCUGAUGGUGGCAUUUUUUGUCACCAUAUCUGAUCUGGUGUUUCUCUUCAUGACAUCUAGCAUAGACCCAGGUAUCGUGCCAAGAAACACGGGGCCACCAGGAACAGAUGAAUCAGUUAAUGUCAACACUCCAUCGAUGGAAUGGAUCCACGGAAGAACCCCACAGUUGCAAUUGCCUAGAGCUAGAACGAAGGAUGAAAUCGUGAAUGGUUUUGCUGUCAAAGUAAAAUACUGUGAAACAUGCAUGCUGUAUCGUCCACCCCGUGCUUCGCAUUGCUCGGUUUGCAACAACUGCGUGCAUAAAUUUGAUCACCAUUGCCCAUGGAUUGGUCAGUGCAUUGGACAGCGAAACUACAGGUUCUUCUUCUUCUUUAUAUCAACAUCAACAUUUCUCUGCAUAUAUGUCUUCACAUUUUCGUGGCUGAACAUUAUUACCGAAAUGAAUCACCACCAAUACACCAUUUGGAAGGCAAUGAAAUGUGAGAUUCUAUCUCCUAUGCUCAUAGUAUACACCUUCAUCGCAGUGUGGUUUGUUGGUGGUCUCACUGUUUUCCACUUCUAUCUAAUCUGCACAAAUCAGACGACUAAUGAGAACUUCCGAUGGCGCUACGACAAGAAACAAAAUCCCUAUGACAAGGGUUUCUUGAGAAAUUUCGGUGAUGUAUUUUUGUCAGAAAUCCAACCUUCAAUGCAUGAUUUCCGAUCAUGGGUGACUGAAGAAACAAUACAAGUUGAAUUUUAUACCCCAAACAUUGAUGCAGAUGUCAUAAGCCCGACGGAGAAUAUUGACAUAGAAAUCAGCACAGAACCUGCAAUAGAUGAUAAUUUGUCUGUUCCAAGCAUACAGCAGAAUUUUGAUUGCAGUAGCAAUGAUGCAUUAGAUCCUUCUGUUUAUCCUGUCACCCAGAAUCCUUCUUUUCAUGCACCAACACAUUCUAUGGAAAGCUAUGAUGGUGAAAAUGGAAUGCCUACAGAUGAAACAAAAGGUGAGGAUGUUGGUGGACCUGUAAAAGAUGAAAGUGUCAUUAAGCAUAGCUGCUCAAAUAUGGUCGUAACUCCUGUUGAGGAUGUUGACAUGCGAUCCACAUGAGGAUUAAGAUAUGUGCAUUCUGAUUCAGUUCUGAAGAUCCAACUUUCUUGUGGUGUAUACUCUUGAGAUCCAACUUUUUGUUCUUCUAAUUGAGCAGCAGCAAAAUUUAAAAUAUGAAACUCUAAACCAGACUGCAGUACAUCCAAGUGUCAGAGAAGACACUAGAGAUGCUCAUCUAAAUAUGUGAUUUGUCUAUAAUCAUGAACUAUUGUGUCUGUUGGACAAUAUAUGGUAUUCCAAGAUGUUAUUAUAGUGGACAUUUACCAACUGUUUGAGAGAUCUCAAUACAAUUAUCUCUGCAACAUUGGUGGAAUCUCCUUCCCUCCACCUUUUCCUCGAUGCAUAUGUUCAUGCAGCAUUUACCAUCAUGCUUGCAGACAGGAUGUUUCUUCCACUUAUAUCAACACCCAGAAGAAUCUAUCAAAAGAUCGUAACAGCAAUCAAAUUCUUUUCC